AUGAUACAAUCAUUAAUUCAGUCAACUGUCAGUGAAAACAAAUCCAUCCUAGAUUCCAGUGAGUCUUCCAAACUAAUUCAUUAUACUUCAAGAAAUGAAGAUUUUAGAUACGUCCCCUCCAGUUUUGAACUAACAGUACCACAACUAAAUCCCAUGGAUUUUACAGAAGAAGAACUAUGUCUUAUGAUCGGCGUCAUUCCAAAUACAAUUAAAUCAAACAUUCCAGCAAGUGUUACUCUACCCAUUCAAAGUUCUAUUGAACCCUACAAACAAUUUAUUGACAAACCUAUAGUGAUGGAAUCUGUAGAAACUGGUUAUGGGAAAAUUAAUGGAAUAAACUGCAUUCCAUACACAGAUGAAUUUUAUGUCAGUGGUAACAGUGAAAUCAUCCUACGAAUGAACACAGGGGGAGAAAUAUUAGAUGAGAUUAUCACAACGUCAAGAGGAAUGCCAUAUGAUACUGGAGUCACCCCAGAGGGUUGUUUGGUUUACACUGAGAGUCUGUCAAAUCUACACUUAUAA
This is a messenger RNA of Saccostrea echinata, 522 nucleotides long. RefSeq lists its product as uncharacterized. Lineage: Eukaryota; Metazoa; Mollusca; Bivalvia; Ostreida; Ostreidae. The coding region runs from base 1 to 522 and encodes 173 amino acids. The transcript has a single exon. The record is from RefSeq and is a predicted model, not a curated record.